UUUUUCUGAGUAAUUUUUUUGAGGGCUUUGUUUUUCUGACUAUUGUUUUCUGGUUUUCGGACUAAUUUUUUUUCCACCUGUUUUUAUGACUUUUUUUUCUGUUUUUCGGACUAAUUUUUUUUCCACCUGUUUUUCGGACUAUUGUUUUCUGUUUUUCGGACAAAUUUUUUUUCCACCUGUUUUUCUGACUAUUUUUUUCUGAGUUAUCGGGACACAUCGAACUCAUGCGAGAACCUGCGAACUGCAAGUGACUCUUUGCGGAAUCCGUAGUAAGCAACAUGACCGGUUUAUUCAUUUUGAUCAAGUUUUAUUUUGAUAUGGGUUACUCCCAUACUCCUGUCUUUGAGUCACAUAGAUGGUAUUGUUAUUAGUUUGGUGACAUUACGCAGGCACCUGCGGACUUUGCGUUUGUUCAGGAGGAAAUCCCAUUCAGAUCUGCUCGAUACAGCAAUGUUUGUCCAGAAUCAGUUGGACAGAUAUGGUAUGCUCCAUGGAUACAAGAUGAUGCAUAAAAAUGCAUUCAGGCUGGCUACGUGGUGACUCAAGAGACGAUCAGGAGACUGAUGAAAAUACUGGACCCGUUGCACGGUGUGCAACUGAGGCACCGAAAUCGGCUUCGCCGGCGUAUGUACCACAAUCCCGGCCCAAACUUUUUGUGCCAUGUAGACUCUUAUGACAAACUCAAACCAUAUAGGAUCUGUAUCAAUGGUGCAAUAGAUGGUUUUCACGAAUGGUGAUAUGGCUACAUGCUUAUUCGACAAACAGUGACCCGAAGAUAAUUGCUGGAUACUUUAUUAAUAAGGUGUCAUCAAAGAAUGGGACUUCUGCCCGAAUUCGUUCGGACCUUGGCACCGAGAACUGCUUUAUUGAGCAAAUGCAGAUGUUCUUGAGGCACGACCAUCUGGACAACUUUUCAUAUAGAUGUUAUCUGUAUGGAUCGAGCAAUCACAACCAAAGAAUAGAGAACUGGUGGGGCUUCUUAAGGAGGCAACAUGCACAGUUUUGGAUGAACCUGUUCCAAGAUUUAAAAGACUUUUCUGGUGACUUCCUGGACAAAAGUAUCAUUCACUUCACAUGUCUUGAAAUAAUAGAGGUAAGAACUGCAACCCCCCCUCCUGCCAAUUGUCUACCUACUUCCAUAUUGUCCUUCACAAAAGGUCUGUGUCAUGACAAAAAGUCUGCGCUUGUGUGAGUUAUUGUUUCUUGCAUUACUUACACAGACCCUAAGCUAAGAAAAUAUUCUCCUUAUAUGCUAUGGCCCACAUUCACACUCUAAACAAUCAUAGCUUGCUGAAUGGGGAACAGAAAAAUGUGUAUGUGAACAUCAGUCACUUACUCUUAUGCUAUGUCCAUUGCAUGAGUGUUGCUGGACAAUAUUGCCUCCAUUUCAGCUCAAAGCUCAGGAUAGCUACUGUAAAUUGAUGGCAGCUUCACAGUUGGGCCACAAGUAUGUUUUAGGUUUUUUUUGUUUUUUUUAUCCAAGUGAAUGCAAUACGCUUCCGUAGAAAAAAAAAUUAGUCCGAAAAACAGAAAAAAAUAGUCAGAAAAACAAAGCCCUCAAAAAAAUUACUCAGAAAAACAGGAUUUUUUGUUUUGUUUUUUUAAUCCAAGUGAAUGCAAAUUAUUCAGAACUAAAAGGCACACAUGAUUGAGGUGACGUCGUGGACUUCCUCCAUGCUUCAAUCUUUCCGCUUUUCUUUUCCAUAGUUGGAUGACACUAUUAUUGUUAUCUUCCAUCUCCCAUCCUGUUAGGACCUGUUCAGUUGGCCCCUUCAGUUUUCCAUGUAGCUUUCGAGCAAAGAGGGGGAGAAAAAUAUACUUCACGUGCCAUGUUUUGGCUCAUCUGAGUUCAUACAACGGAUCACAGCGAAAUCUGUGCGCACACUGCCCCCUGCUGCUCAUUUUCAACUACUGCAAUUCCUUGUGUCCACUUAUCAAAGUACUGUAAUAAAGUCCUCGUGACUACACGUCCCCGUGCCCAUAGAAGCUAGAAAAUCUCACUCGUGCACGUGUAACACACCAAUUUAAAGUCUACCAACGCACACAAACUACACUCACGGGACCCUUUAUUUGGUACACCAAGCUGUAUUUCAGGAGCAUCUAACAUAACAUAAAUCUAAAAUUAAUUAAAAAAAGAAAAAAUAUAAAAAAUUAUAAUAUAUUCAAUAUAAAGAAUAUCGCAUUUUAAUAUAUAUUUGCCUUCUUUGUCUUCUUCGUUUGAUACAGCACAUCAUAACACAGUGUUGAACAUGUUGGAAACGUGGUAGGACUAAAUGGAACAGUCCUUAUAUGGUUCAGGUCGUACCUGGAGGAAAAGAGUUGUUUCGUACCCAUCAAAAGUGUUCAAUCUCGUUGAAUAGCAACGACAUAUGGGGUCCCUCAAGGGUCAGUUCUUUGAUCCCUUUUGUUCAGCCUGUAUAUACAACCCUUGGGUCAAAUUCUUCACAACUUUAAUCUUGACCUUUAUGGGUAUGCAGAUGACUCACAGUUAUAUCUAGCAGUGUCUCCAGAUGACUACAGUUCAAUUGAGGUGGAUUAACCGGAUUAACCGAGGUCGUUGUCUUUGGCGGGGAAGAAAAGAGGAUUGGUGGAGUCACUCUCUUUAAAAACCACAGACCAAGUCUGAAAACUUGUGUGCUGAUAGCUUCCGAUGUGACUUUCAUCAGUCAUAACAAAUCAAUCACCAAAAUAGCUUUCUACCAGAUGAAGAACAUAUCCAGGGUGAGGGGUCUCAUGUUCCAACCAGGAGAAGCUAAUGCAUGCUUUCAUCUCCAGUAGACUUGACUGUUGUAAUGGUCUUCUGACUGGGCAGCUCAUUGAGAAUGCUGCAGCUCUGGUACACAUAUACCUAUAUAUGUAAAAUAAAUCAAUUCUAUAGUAAAUGACAACAUUUGCAAUUUAGAAAUAAUAAUAAUGCUUCCUAAUUGUAGUCUACUUGUGUAUUGAUAUUGAAAUCUGUUAUUUUCCACAUUUGUUUGGUAUUAUAAUUUUUAUAAUGAUUCUUAUUAUAAUCAGUCGUGUAUUUGGGUGAUGCGCUGAAGAACAGCUGUUUGGGGGGGGGGUCUCUGUUACGCAAUCGCUAGCUCCAGGAGCGCGCAUGCGCAGUAGCAGCCUCGUCACCAGCACCAUCAGAAGCAGCAGCAGCAUCAGGACCACCGAGCUCCCCCCACCCCCAAUGAUGCCGCAUGUAAACACGGCGCUCGUUCUGCUGUCUUCCCGGACCCUCGACCACCACUUGCUCGCGAAGGUCUGACGUCACAGCCGCGCUCGAUCUCUUCUGUCUCUCGGUUGCGCCGAGAGACAGAACCGAGCUUUGGACUCCCGGUGACAUUGUGAUGGUCACACCGCUAGCGACGAAAGGCUGCCCUGAGUUGAGACCCCCCCACCCCGCCUCCCCCCAGAACGAGGUCCUCACUAGGGGGGGCGGAUAUGCACAUCAGUGUUUGGCCCUGCUCGCUCUCCGUCGUUAUGGCAGCACUGUACCAGGGCACGGACGCCGCCUCACCGGAUAAAUUCCUCGCCCUGAAAGACGUCAGGGAGGUGAAGGAGGAGACCACGCUGGACGAAAAACUCUUCCUGCUGGCCUGCGAGAAAGGUGACUACUACAUGGUGAAGAAGCUGCUGGAGGAGAACCGGCAGGGCGAGAUCAACGUCAACAGCGUGGACGUGCUGGGCCGCGACGCCAUCACCAUCGCUAUCGAGAAUGAAAACCUCGACAUCCUGCAGCUUCUCCUCGAGCAUGGCUGCCAGGCUACCGACGCGCUGCUGGUGGCUAUAGACUCGGAAGUGGUGGGAGCUGUGGACAUUCUCCUCAACCACAGACCCAGACGCGCAUCCAAGCCCUCAAUCGCUAAACUGAUGCAGCGGAUCCAGAACCCAGAGUAUUCCACCACCAUGGACGUGGCUCCCGUCAUCCUGGCGGCACACAGGAACAACUACGAGAUCCUGACCAUGCUGCUGAAGCAGGACAUCUCGCUGCCGCGGCCGCACGCCGUCGGCUGCGAGUGUACGCUCUGCAACGCCAAGAACAAGAAGGACAGUUUGAGGCACUCCAGGUUCCGCCUGGACAUCUACCGCUGCCUGGCCAGCCCUUCGCUCAUUAUGCUGACCGAGGAAGACCCCAUCCUCAGGGCCUUUGAGUUGAGCACAGAUCUCAAGGAGCUCAGCCUGGUGGAGGUCGAGUUCAGGAACGACUACGAGGAGCUGGCCAAGCAGUGCAAGAUGUUUGCAAAGGACCUGCUGGCUCAAGCUCGCAACUCCAGAGAGCUGGAGGUCAUCCUCAACCACACGUCCAACGAGGAUCCCGUGGACAAGCGGGGGCUCCUGGAGGAGCGCAUGAACCUUAGCCGCCUCAAACUGGCCAUCAAGUACAACCAGAAAGAGUUCGUGUCUCAGUCCAACUGUCAGCAGUUCCUCAACACGGUCUGGUUCGGCGAGACGGCCAGCUAUCGGCGCAAGCACACCUGCCUGAAGAUCGCCACGGUGCUGAGCGUGGCCAUGCUGUGGCCGCUGCUGUCCGUGUGCUACCUGCUGGUGCCGCGCUCCCGUGUGGGCCAGAUCAUCCACACGCCCUUCGUCAAGUUCAUCAUCCACAGCGCCUCCUACUUCACCUUCCUUCUGCUGCUCAACCUCUACUCGCUGGUCUAUAACGAAGGCAAGAAGAACACCAUGGGCCCCGCGUUGGAGAUGAUAGACUACCUGCUCAUUCUCUGGAUCAUCGGAAUGGUGUGGUCAGAUGUGAAGCGUCUGUGGUACGAGGGGCUGGAAGACUUCCUGGAUGAGUCGAGGAACCAGCUGAGCUUUGUGAUGAAUUCCCUUUACUUGGCUACCUUCGCCCUCAAGAUUGUCGCUAACAGCAAGUUCAAGAAUGUCGAGGACACUGAGAGGAAGAACUGGGACGCCUUCCAUCCCAUCCUGGUGGCUGAGGGACUGUUCGCCUUCGCCAACGUCCUCAGCUAUCUGCGCCUCUUCUUCAUGUACACCACUAGCUCCAUCCUGGGGCCUCUGCAGAUCUCCAUGGGUCAGAUGCUGCAGGAGUUCGGCAAGUUUUUGGGCCUCUUCCUGCUUGUCUUGUUCUCCUUCACCAUUGGACUCACCCAACUCUACGGCAAGGACCAGAAAGACCCGGAGAAGAGUCCGCCCAACGAUUGCCAGGGCAUUUUCUGUCAGCAGCAGAGCAACGAUGCAUUUCACACGUUUAUGGGCACCUGCUACGCCCUCUUCUGGUACAUCUUCUCGCUGGCUCAUGUGGCACUCUUUGUCACCCGCAUCAGCUACACCGAAGAACUGCGCUCCUUUGUGGGCGCCCUGAUUAUAGGCACUUACAACAUUGUGGUGGUCAUUGUGCUGACCAAGCUGCUGGUGGCCAUGCUCCAUAAAAGCUUCAGACAAAUUGCUAAUCACGAGGACAAGGAGUGGAAGUUUGCCCGGGCUAAACUGUGGCUGAGCUACUUCGACGACAAGUGUACGAUGCCACCCCCGUUCAACAUCCUGCCCUCGCCCAAAACAGUCUGCUACCUGCUCACCAGCAUGAGCAAGUGGGUCUGCUCGCACACCUCCAAGGGGCGAGUCAAGAGACAGAACAGCCUCAAGGAGUGGAAGAACCUGAAGCAAAAGCGCGAUGAGAACUACCAGAAGAUCAUGUGCUGCCUGGUGCACCGCUACCUGACGUCCACGCGGCAGAAGAUGCAGAGCACGGACCAGGCCACCGUGGAGAACCUGAACGACCUGCGCCAGGACCUGUCCAAGUUCCGCAACGAGAUGCGGGACCUGUUGGGUUUCCGUACCUCCAAAUACGCCAUGUUCUACCCCAGGAGCUAGAAGCCUUUACCUUUCCUCUUUACCUUUUCCAUCUUCUGCUACUCAUUUAUUCUAUGAGAGGAAAACACAAACUGACUGGAACCAUAUCCAUGUAGUCUCACGUUUUUGUAAAGACAGAAAGCCAUUGUUUUGGACAGAAAUAUGAAUACAUAUUUAUGCAAGCAUUUCAA
This is a messenger RNA of Phyllopteryx taeniolatus (common seadragon), 5990 nucleotides long. It is a transcript of the gene trpc1, whose product is annotated as transient receptor potential cation channel, subfamily C, member 1. Gene Ontology annotation, cellular component: membrane; cation channel complex. Gene Ontology annotation, molecular function: inositol 1,4,5 trisphosphate binding; store-operated calcium channel activity; protein binding. NCBI's taxonomy places the organism in Eukaryota, Metazoa, Chordata, Actinopteri, Syngnathiformes, Syngnathidae. The record is from RefSeq and is a predicted model, not a curated record. Bases 3430 to 5820 code for a protein of 796 amino acids. The transcript is spliced from 13 exons. Gene Ontology annotation, biological process: calcium ion transmembrane transport; manganese ion transport; regulation of cytosolic calcium ion concentration.